Molecule: messenger RNA, 615 nt
Organism: Sipha flava (yellow sugarcane aphid)
Lineage: Eukaryota; Metazoa; Arthropoda; Insecta; Hemiptera; Aphididae
Product: type 1 phosphatases regulator ypi1-like
Exons: 2
Coding region: 120-461 (113 amino acids)
Cellular component (GO): nucleus
Molecular function (GO): protein phosphatase 1 binding; protein serine/threonine phosphatase inhibitor activity
Source: RefSeq, a predicted model, not a curated record
CCAAUAUCCUAUGACAUAGUCCGAGGGUAAUUAAUAUACCUUGAUGUUGUGGUGUCUACGUUUUAGUAAAAUAAUAUAGAAUUUUUAUAGUUAAAACGAAAUAAAAUAAUUUCGAAGAAAUGGAUGAAACUAAUUUAUCAUUACCCAGUAGUACAACUUUAGUGUUGCAACCACAAACAUCUGAUGGUCAAGUUGUACAUUUGAAACUAAAGAAACCCAAGAACAAUCAGAAACAAGUAAGUUGGGAUGUCCAUGCAGUUGACAAUGAGCACUUAAACAAGAAAAAAAGCAAAUGCUGUUGUAUUUAUCAAAAGCCAAAAAAAUUUGGAGACCCUGAUGGAAAUGAAAGUAAUGAAAGUGAUAAUGAUGAAUGUGAUAGUUGUAUGGGAAAUAAAAAGACACAUCAGUUGCACAGACAUAAAAGCCAGACUGAGGAACAAAAUGAAGAAAAUGAUUCAUAAACUAUUCUUAUAAAAUACUUCCUUGAGUAAAAUCAUCUACUUCAAAUUAUAGUUUUUUUGUUAAUAUAACUGUAUAGUUAUUUAAUCCCAUUGUAUCUUUGAAUAUGCAUUUUAAGAAUUAUUUAAUUGUUCCAAUAAAAAGUUCAUUUUUAUA